UACUUUCCAUAAAGCAUGGUUCAAAGGUUGACGUAUAGACGACGUUUGUGCUACAACACACCGUCAAACAGAUGUAAAUCUAAAACUCCUGGUGGGCGAUUAGUUUAUUUGUAUCCAGGAAAACCAGGCAAGGUUCCAAGAUGUGGUGAUUGUCAUUUGAGGCUCAGAGGUAUAACUUAUGCUCGUCCAAGAGAGUUGUCUGCUUUAUCUAAGCGACAUAAAACUGUAACUAGAACUUACGGUGGAUCUCGGUGUGGCAAGUGUGUCAGAAGCAGGAUCAUUCGUGCAUUCCUCAUUGAAGAACAGAAAAUAGUAGCAAAAGUUCUUAAAGCACAGCAGAUCACCUCAAAAGGUGCAAAAUAAUGUGUAUGGUCUGUAAAAUAAAUAUAUAACUGAAUGUA
Molecule: messenger RNA, 401 nt
Organism: Stegodyphus dumicola
Lineage: Eukaryota; Metazoa; Arthropoda; Arachnida; Araneae; Eresidae
Product: large ribosomal subunit protein eL34-like
Biological process (GO): translation
Cellular component (GO): ribosome
Molecular function (GO): structural constituent of ribosome
Source: RefSeq, a predicted model, not a curated record